AUGGUUAAGACUAGAGGAUUAGGCCAUGCAUUAGGUAAGGUUGGUGCCAGAGGUUGGGGAGAGGAGGGGAUGGACACCGGUGCAGAGAUUGACGCACAAGAUACCGAUGCAGAGACUGACGGGGACGAGCCUGUGGGAUUUCCUGGUGGACCCAGGGACCCAUCAGUGCUUACAGAGUAUGCUGACCAUGUUGCGGGCAGCGAACGUUCUGAGUUGAAGUUAUGCUCUCAUGGGAGGAAGGUGCAUAACUUGGGCAGGCCUGUUCCUGCAAUUGAGGACAUGGUUGUUGGGACAGGAUUAAGUCCUUUGAUCGCGUGUUCGAUAGACACCAGCAAUCAGGGACUUAUAUCCUCCUUUGUGGAGAGGUGGGACCGGGAGACUUCUAGUUUCCAUCUUUUUGUGGGGGAGGUGUUGAUCACGCUGGACGACGUCGCGUAUCUUCUCCAUUUGCCUAUCGUUGGCGCAUUCCAUGACUUCCAGCCUCUGUGCAUCGAUGAGACGGUGGUGCUGUUGGUUGAGUUACUGAUGGUCUCAACAGAGGUGGCCAUGACCGAGACAGGCCAAUGUGGUGGACCAUAUGCUCUGCAUGACCUUAAUCUUGUUGGGCGGUAUGCAUGGGGAGCUGUUGGUCUCAUCCAUAUGUACGAUCAACUUAAUGAUGCCAGUCUCAGUUGUUGGAUAUACGAGCACUUUUUGUCAGUUUCAGAGUGCAAUGCUGAUCCGGACUAUGACGAGGUGUCACCACGUGUGUGUCGGUGGAUUGUGACGAAGAAGACUGUGAAGAAGGUAUCUACAGUGACGUACAGGCAGUGCCUGGAUUGUCUAAGGAUCCUAGAUGUCUGCUGGAUGCCAUAUGCAGAGCACCGACCUAUCCAGGACUUUCAUCUGAUUUCGUGUUUCUCGGGACAGCUCCAUUGGGGGCCUGUUGUUGUCAGAUACAGACCGGAAAAGGUUAUGCGCCAGUUCGGCUACGUCCAGUGCAUUCCUGCACACCCUGUCCAUUCAUGGGUGUCAUAUGAUGACGUGAAUGAUACUUGGACGCACUACUCAGACUAUCUGGCAACAGCAGGUGAUCUAUGUAUUGUGUCAGGUCAGUGUGCGCCUGACUACAUAGACUGGUUCUUUGUCAUAUUGCAUCCAUUCAUGACUGUGCCACAGACGGAUCCUCCUCAAGAUGCAUAUGCGACGCAUCCCAGUCAUAUCCCUCAUGAGGCAGCACCGACAUCGACACAUGCGGAUCCUGAUGCGGACGAGCCCAAACAUGCAGUGGAGGCUUGUCAUGCGAUCGCGGAGGCGUUGGAGCAACAUCUAAAUGCGCCAAGCACAUCCACUCAUGAAGAGGUCAUCCAAAAAUGCCUCAGGAUUGCCAGGGGUGUCACAGAAGAUGUGAGGUCUCAACGUAGGCGCCGCACGGAUCAUCAAUAG
This is a messenger RNA of Glycine soja, 1425 nucleotides long. RefSeq names its product protein MAIN-LIKE 2-like. The transcript has 6 exons. The record is from RefSeq and is a predicted model, not a curated record. NCBI's taxonomy places the organism in Eukaryota, Viridiplantae, Streptophyta, Magnoliopsida, Fabales, Fabaceae. Gene Ontology annotation, biological process: meristem maintenance; meristem development. The coding region runs from base 1 to 1425 and encodes 474 amino acids.